Molecule: messenger RNA, 2495 nt
Organism: Bolinopsis microptera
Lineage: Eukaryota; Metazoa; Ctenophora; Tentaculata; Lobata; Bolinopsidae
Exons: 2
Coding region: 1007-2236 (409 amino acids)
Biological process (GO): regulation of apoptotic process
Source: RefSeq, a predicted model, not a curated record
UAUUUAGGUGUCAAAUUAUGUGAUAUGCCAGAGUUUCAGAAUCCUGAGACCACACGAUCCUGUCCACAUGGUAAGCCAAACGAGGUUUUACCUCAUUUAGUCUAGAAACAAUGUCAAGUACCUUCUCUGUACUUAACACGUUAUCUUCAAGACCGGAUACCAAGAUCAUCUUAAAACUUGCAACAAGAGAGCCAUUAUUUAGUUGCAGUUGGUGAUGGAUGACUCCAGGAACCUCGAGCAUAUCAUCCCGGAAUCCCAGGCAAACAAGAUUCAGGCAACACUAACAAACGAGUUGGAUCCAGACAUACCUUUCCAGCUGCUGCGUUGUCACCCAAACAGUUUUCAACACUUUUCAAUCGUUAGGAAACGGAAGAGGGAUGGAGCAGCAGCGGGAGGUCAAUUCUUUCUCUUUCGCUAGUUUUAUCAGAUUAGUUUCACUUGGAUAAAACAUCUGCAGAAGUCACCAAUUUGAAUAAGUGUUCCUACACUUGCUGGUUAAGUAUAGACCAGUUGUAGGUCCACAAUUACGCAGUCAUACCUAUUUGGUUGGCUGAUUCAACUGGCCUCAUUUUGCCAAGUAUUAAGAAAAACUGUUUGCGACCUCGUCAUUUUCAAAGUUUUGUCAGUGCCUUUAAAAUACUCUACAAAGGUCAACAAUCAAUAUACAUUUUAAGGUAGAAUUUCAGGACGACGGUAAUUUCAUAUUAGGGUCGAAUAAAUCUUUGAGUUUCGGACAGUUUUUAGUUAGAAUUAUAUUUUUAUUUAGCACUAUAUAAAUAGAUAAAGGUUACAUUUAGUUCGGGUGUGAAUCAUGUUCUUUGGUGUUUCCUUUAGUUGAAUACAUCGCUUUGCUUUUAUCAGCUUAGAUUCUUUUAAAAUCAAAAAGAUUGAACGGAAAAUUUAUGAAGGAGUACAUUUCUAUCUCAAAACAUUUCAACAUGAUUGAUUACAGUUAAUUCUCUGCUCUGCUAAAUACGAACCCUCAGGUUAAUAGCUAGCUACCACUAUGUCACAUGCUGUUGUCGACCCGGAUCGUGAGGUAUUGAUUCCAUGUCCAUACGAUCCUGUCCACAUGAUAAGCCAGAUGAGGUUUCCUUAUCACCUCAUCAAAUGCAGAAAGAACCACAAUGGCAAGGAGUAUUCACAAUGCCCCUACGAUGCUAAACACGUCAUCUUAAAGAGCAGGUUCCAAGAUCAUCUUAAAACUUGCAACAAGAGAGCUAUUAUUGAGCCUCAGUUGGUGAUGGAUGACUCCAGGAACCUCGAGCUUCUCAUCCCAGAAUCGCAGGCAAACAAGAUUCAGGCAACGCUAUCAAAUGAGUGGGAUCUAGAGAUGCCUUCUGCAGCGGCUACCAACCGCGUUGUCACCCAAACAGUCUACAACACUUUUCAAUCGUUAGGAAACGGAAGAGGGAUGGAGCAGCAACAGGAGGUCAAUUCUUUCUCAUCCGGUCGUACGACAGGUUACGCGACAGAGAACGGUUAUGGCAAACAAAAAGAGACUACUCGACGGAAUGGUAAUAAUCAUGGUGGUUUAUCUUAUGAUAAACAAUAUGGAAAUGCUGAACUCAGUAGUUCUACUUACGACUACUAUCAGGAUAAACCAGAUUAUUCUGAAGGAGUAGUUCCUAGAAAACCCAAUUCCAGCGGAAAGUCAAAGAGCAAAGGAAAUGGGAGCCCAGAGACUCACAACCCCGCCCCCUUUGGGGCCUCUGCGGGAGGCUAUGAUACUAGUACAGCCUCUGCUGAACCACCACGAAAACCAUACUCAAGCUCCGCGAAGUCUUUAUCAAUCAACUCACCCGAUCCACAAAAGCCGGCCAAGUCGUUUGGUCGCGGUCGUGGAGCCAGCAGAAGAGAGAAGGAUGAGGUUUAUGUCGUUAACAGGGACAUGGGUCCAGGGAGUUACGUAAUUCAAUCUCUGCCAGAACAGAUUGACAGUUACAAUCCUCCUUCUGUAACCUCGUAUGGUAGAGGAAGAGGAAGUGCAAACUUCAACGAUCAACCAACUUUAAGACGACCUGGAAUGAGUGAGAAGGGGACGAUGGAGAUGCUUGAGAAAGAGAGGCAAAAGCUACUCAAAAAGAUUAGAGACACUAAGCUAUUGGAGGAGAGACUUGCCGGUGGUGAAGUCCUGGAGGAUAAUCAGGUAUCCAAGGUUGCUAAACUGGCGUCAAUGCAGAAUGAGCUUAACAAAAUCUGCAAACAGCUAGAGAAUAAAUCUCUGAGGGGUUAACAUAUCUUUGAGCCAUGCCAGCAAUGUUAUCGUAGUCUUACAGUUACAUGUGCUGAAUUUCAGUUUUGAGCUGUUUCCGCUCUUUUGUUGACUAAUUCAGGAUCUGGUCAGGAUCGAUUCCUGGUCAGGAUCGAUUCUUCUGAUUUCUUGAUAAACCCUGCAUAAUAUUUUCAAUUUGUGUAUGAUCAACUUAUUUUAAAAACCAUAAUUUAUUGUUUUAAAGUUACACACAUAGUUGUUAAAGAUAAACUAAAUUUUA